AUGUCAGCUCAUGAAGGUGUAAGUUGUGAUGCUUGUGGAAAAAGUAAUUUUCGUUCAAAACGUUACAAAUGUUUAAUUUGUUAUGAUUAUGAUCUUUGUUCAACAUGUUAUGAACAAGGUGAAGCAUCAAGUCAUCAUACAAAUGAACAUCCUAUGCAAUGUAUAUUGACACGUCAAGAUUUUGAUUUUUAUUAUCAUGGUGAACGAUAUACAUCUGAUCAAGCUCAAUCAUUCACUUGUCCAUUUUGUGGUGAAAUGGGUUUUGCAUUACCAUUUAUAAACGAAUCAUCAUCAUCAACGCAAAAUCUUGAUCUUUUUCAUCAUCUUCAAUUAAAACAUGCUGAUGAACAACAAUCAAGCGAAGUUAUUUGUCCUAUUUGUGCCGCAAUGAUUAAUGGUGAACCAAAUUUAGUUACAGCUGAUCUUCUAUCACAUAUUGCUAAUGAUCAUCAACAUCAACAAGUUCAAACACCAUCAACACCUGGUAUUGGAACGAAUCCAUAUUCAAGACAAUCAUCAUCAAAUAGAGAUUCAGAUUUUACUAGUAGUACUAGUACUCGAGCUGGUUUUAGACGAGGACCAUUACGAACACCUGGUAGACGAGGUGCAUUAGGAAGAGGUGGAGGAACUGUCAGUCAACAUUUUGUUGUUGAUACUUCAACAGUUAAUGGUGGAAGUGAUCCAAUUGCUGAUUUAUUAACACAAUUAUCUACUGUGCGAAGAUUAGCAGCAGCAAGCAAUAAUAACAGUUCAUCACCAAAUACAAUUAAUCUUCAAACAUUAACACGACAACAAUAUGAACGUGAACGUCUUCGUACAACUGGACGUUCUCAUCAUCAACAACAAUCUCAUCAUUCACAACAAGCACCAUCAUCAUUAUCAUCGAAUAGUUUACCAUCAAUUGAAAAUGACUUUUUUGAUUCACUUUUUGCAUCCGCUCUUUUUAUUGAUUCAUCUUCAUCAGCAAAUAAUAAUAAUCAAACUUGGGCACAAAUUGUUGCACAACAACAAUCAACACCCGAACAACAACAACAACAACAACAACAACAACAACAGCAAUCAUCAAUGAUAAAAACACCUGCAGUUGAAUCUGAUCCAUCAUUAUUACGAAGAUUAUGUGAUGAAACAUCUUCUUCCUCUUUAACUCAACAAAAUACUACCGUUGCACAACAACAAAAAUGCAAAAGUGAUUUUGUGCAUGGUUUGCUUUUUGCUAGUUUUGUUUGUCCACUUAAUGAUAAUGAUAAAUAA
Rotaria sp. Silwood1 is the source of this 1251-nucleotide messenger RNA. Lineage: Eukaryota; Metazoa; Rotifera; Eurotatoria; Philodinida; Philodinidae. The record is from the annotation of a GenBank genome assembly.